Messenger RNA from Brassica oleracea var. oleracea, 1248 nucleotides. RefSeq names its product BTB/POZ domain-containing protein At3g05675-like. The transcript has 4 exons. NCBI's taxonomy places the organism in Eukaryota, Viridiplantae, Streptophyta, Magnoliopsida, Brassicales, Brassicaceae. The record is from RefSeq and is a predicted model, not a curated record. The coding region runs from base 118 to 1248 and encodes 376 amino acids.
GCCAGGAUUGUCCUGAAGCCGAAGAAACCACUUUCAGCGAGCUUACUUUUGUGUUCAGAGUCCGCCAUAAAACCUUGAAGGUCAAAGGCUGCGGUGUACGACUUUUAGAGGCAAACAAUGAAAGUGCAGGCGGAAACACAGAAGCAAAUAAUGAAACUGAAGGAGAAGAAUCUAGACGUGAUGAGGAUGAAGUUGAGCUUUGAUCGACUUCUCUACGUUGUUGGCUCUGAUGAUGAUGUCCCUGAGGAUCAUCACUUGUGUCAUAACGUGAAAAGCGCGUUGGGGAUUCUCUGUGUUGCCAAGGAGCUGGAUUGUCCUCUGGUUGUCACUGCUUGUGUGAACUACUUGGAAGCUGUUCCUUGGGAGGAAGGUGAAGAGGAAGAGAUGUUGAGGGUUAUACCGAUGAUUGGACCGGAAGCAGAGCCGGUUCUUGCUCGUUUACAGCAGGUUGAUCAGUCUGCUGUUGCUGGAAUCUUUUCGUCGGCUUUUAGAUUCGCUACCUCGUCUCCACCUCAGCCCUUGUGUGACAUAAAAGCAUCUGCUCAGGAACAGAUUGAGUAUAUGAUAACCGAAGAUGACGAUGCUCCGUUGUUGAUUGCUGAUGAAGUAAUCAAGAUUGAAGUAAAGGAAUGUGUGAAGAGUCUCUUUGCUAGAUUCUUCCAGUGUCUAGAAGAGGUCAGUAGCAAGAACGGGUUGUCUUUAAAGAUGGUUGUGUCGAAUUUGUCAUGGGCGUUUCAGAUACUAACAAAGAUGGAAAUGGUGAGAGAUUUUGUUGUAACAUGGGUUGACACAACUGAGAAGUUAGCUAAGGUAGUUGAAGCGAUGGAAGCGGGUGCAGAGACGGUGGAGAUAAGAGUUAAGGUCACUGAGGUGACUUCGAAAGUUGUGGAGGUGAUUGGUUACGGAACUGUGAUAUUACCAACAGUGAAACGGCUUCAGAUGGUUAAACUAUGGCUUCCCUUUGUAAGAAAAACAAAGCCUCUUGUUGACUCAGUUGUAACCAAUCAAGAAGAAGAUAAGGAGGAAGGGGUGAGAUGUAAAAUAGAUGGAGAGAUAUGGCAAGCUUUGGAGUCUUCCUUUGUGUCAAUAAUUCUAGCGUUGCCAUCUUCAGACCAAGCUGAGAUAUUGAUUGAGUGGUUAAGCAAGAAUGGGGUGUAUCCGGAUUUUACAGAGGGAGAUCAAAAGUUGCCAAGAGAAGACUGGGUUUGGUGGGAAGGACAUAUCUUAAACUCCUUUGUUGAGGUCUGA